This is a messenger RNA of Chlorella variabilis, 1755 nucleotides long. RefSeq lists its product as hypothetical. The record is from RefSeq and is a predicted model, not a curated record. Lineage: Eukaryota; Viridiplantae; Chlorophyta; Trebouxiophyceae; Chlorellales; Chlorellaceae. The transcript has 4 exons. Bases 1 to 1755 code for a protein of 584 amino acids.
AUGCGGCUGGCGGUGCUCUUGGUGCGGGCGGUGACCCCGCCGCCGCAGAACUGGAACAAGCACGACCUUUACGACUGCGUCUUCUUCCUGCGCGUCGUGCUGGCAAUAGCGAUGGGCGCACUGUAUGGCACCAUUGGCGCGCAAGGCCUCAUGGUCUUCCUCUCUUUCAUGGGUGUCAAUGCCUUUGUCGGCAACGCAUGGCUCAAAUGGCAGGGGAUUGAUGAGACGGAGUGGGAGGAUCCCGAUAAGAUCUCGCAGAGCCCGCUGACCUUUGAGGGCUUUGCGCCUAGCGUAUCCUUUUUUGUGACAUUGGGAGCCGAAUGUAACAAGUACUUGAAGGGCACAGGCAGCCGUAGGCAGGGGUUUGAGCACCUGGACGACCUGGAGGAGGAGCUGAUGGCGGCGGCGCGGCGUGGCGAGCAGCUCGACCUCCCCAGCUUCCUCGGCAGCGGCGGCGCCGCGGUGCCGCCGCUGCUGUACGCCGACGACAUGGUCCUGCUGGCCACCUCAGCGUCCGGGCUGCAGCGGCAGCUAAACCUGCUACAGCAGUACUGCCGGCAGUGGGGCCUCACUGUCAACAUCGACAAGACCAAGCUCAUGCUGCUCAGUGGGCGGCGGACCCAGCACGCGGCGCAGCAGACAGCAGAGGCAGCAGGCCUCACCUUCGCCGGCCAGCAGCUGGCGGCAGUCACCAGCUUCAAGUAUCUCGGCAUCGCCUUUCACUCCAGCACCUGCCUGGCAGGGGCAGCAGCGCCAGCCCGGGCACAGCUGGCGCGCCUGGCUAUGCACAACUGCCGGACCCGCUGCGCAGAGGUGGGCAUCGAGGCGGCGCCCGUUCAGCUGCGGCUUUUCGGCACCAUGGUGGACUCGGUGCUGCCCCAUGGUGCUGAGGUGUGGGGCGUGCAGCUGGCGGCCAAAGCGGCGUGCUGCCAUCGUGGCAGUGCCGGCAGCGCGGCCGAGAAGCUGCAGCUCAGCUACCUACGCCACCUGCUGGGGGUCCGGCAGAGCACCCCCAAUGCGGCCCUCCUUGCGGAGACUGGCGAGCGCCCGCUGUGGCAGCGCUGGCUGCGGCGGGCAGCCAAACUCUGGAACAAGACGCUGGAGGAGCGUCCCGGCAGCCUGUUGCAGCAAGCGCUGUUGUCCAGCGUGCAGCUCGCAGAUGGCGCCCACCCCCUGGCACAGCAGUCCUGGGCUGCCCAGCUGGCGGCCGGUCUCGCAGCGGUCGGCAUGCAGCUGGACCUGCAGCAGCCAGCACCUGUUGACCUCGGCGAGCUGGGGGAAGCUGCGCAGCGCCGCCAGCUGGCGCAGCUCCAGGAGGCGCUGGCGAAGGGCGGCGCCUGCCGGCUGGAGCACUAUGUGCACAACGUGGUGGGCGCCCUCAACCUGGCGCCCGCCAUGUUUGGGCAGCGCGAGACCUACCUGGAUGCAGUACGGCGUCGGCAGGACCGCGAGGCGCUGGCGCAGCUGCGCACCGGGUCGCAUUGGGGCGCGGAAGAGACCGGCCGCUGGACGCGGCGCCCCCGAGAGCAGCGAGUCUGCCCCCACUGCCACGACGGCAUUGAAGAUGCCCCCCACAUGCUGCUCACCUGCCCCCUUUACGCCCCGCUGCGCCUCAACUUUCCUGACCUGUUUGCUGAGCCCCAUCCUCCCCACCGCUUCCUCCGCCAGAAACCGUGCUGCCUCGCCGCCUUUGCUGCCGCCUGUCACCAGCGCUGGCUGACCGCCACCGUUGCGCUGCCUGCAGUCCCGCCCUGA